Molecule: messenger RNA, 297 nt
Organism: Enterospora canceri
Lineage: Eukaryota; Fungi; Microsporidia; Enterocytozoonidae
Source: the annotation of a GenBank genome assembly
GGGGAGGGCAGGGCAAGGGAGGGCAGGGCAAGGCAAGGCAAGGCAGGGCAAGGCAAGGCAGGGCAGGGCAAGGCAGGGCAAGGCAGGGCAAGACAGGGCAAGGCAAGGCAGGGCAGGGCAAGGCAAGGCAAGGCAAGGCAAGGCAAGGAGGGUAGAAAUACCGCACAUUCCUUAGAGGGCGGAAUAGACAGCUGUUUUAAGCUCAGCGGAGGAGGAGGAGGAAAAUUGGUCGAGAGGGGAGGCUUGGGGGAAAGAGAGAGAGAGAGAGAGAGAGAGAGAGAGAGAGAGAGAGAAUGA